GGUUUUUUCACUUUCUAUAUAGUCAUCGGACGAUCGAUCACAACGGAGAAGAAAGCCAUGGCGGAAGAAGAGAAAAGCUUGAAGAAGCAAGUGAUGGUGGCGAUUGAUGAAAGCGAAUGUAGUAAACGUGCUCUUCAAUGGACGCUUGUGUAUCUCAAAGAUAGCCUCGCCGAUUCCGAUAUCAUCCUCUUCACUGCUCAACCUCCACUCGAUCUCAGCUGUGUUUAUGCUUCCUCUUAUGGCGCCGCUCCGAUUGAGCUGAUAAAUUCAAUGCAAGAGAAUUAUAGGAACGCUGGAUUGAAUCGGCUUGAGGAAGGGACCAAAAUUUGUGCUGAGAUUGGGGUAACUCCAAGAAAGGUGUUGGAAUUUGGAAAUCCUAAAGAAGCCAUAUGUGAAGCUGCUGAGAAGCUUGGUGUUAAUAUGCUUGUUGUUGGAAGCCAUGGUAAAGGAGCAUUACAAAGGACUUUCCUUGGGAGUGUUAGCAAUUACUGUGUUAACAAUGCUAAUUGUCCAGUUCUUGUGGUGAGGACAAAAGCUUGAAGACCUCUUCUCAUUAUCGAGAACCCUGGCUUGAUGUGUGUGUUGUAAAGUAAACAUAUUGAUGAUAAUAAUGCUCUGCUUGAUUAUUACUGUUUGAAGAAGAUACUUUGUGAGUACACAUAAAUUUUGUUUGAUAAAUAAAGAGAUUUGCCUUG
This is a messenger RNA of Arabidopsis lyrata subsp. lyrata, 695 nucleotides long. Its product is annotated as universal stress protein A-like protein. The transcript has 4 exons. The coding region runs from base 58 to 540 and encodes 160 amino acids. The record is from RefSeq and is a predicted model, not a curated record. NCBI's taxonomy places the organism in Eukaryota, Viridiplantae, Streptophyta, Magnoliopsida, Brassicales, Brassicaceae.